Baudoinia panamericana UAMH 10762 is the source of this 1561-nucleotide messenger RNA. RefSeq lists its product as uncharacterized. NCBI's taxonomy places the organism in Eukaryota, Fungi, Ascomycota, Dothideomycetes, Mycosphaerellales, Teratosphaeriaceae. The transcript has a single exon. Bases 68 to 1069 code for a protein of 333 amino acids. The record is from RefSeq and is a predicted model, not a curated record.
AAGCUCAUGACAUUCGUAGCACUAUAGGCACAGGAUAAAAGUAUCCUGGCUCAGACAACGAACCGCCAUGCUAUUCGACGAGGGUUCUGGUUUGGUCUAUUCAGAACGCCUAGGAAGCCCCUGUGAUUGUUUGAGACGCUUUCUUCGAUCAGCACCAGGCCAACAUGGACGGCUUCGAACGCGGUCUCCACACGGUGCGCGCAAGCUGUAUGAUAUGUCCACGACGCGCCUGCUUCUCAAGCUUGCAAAUCUCGACGCCAGCUGCUUGGUUGGGGUACCACCUCACCUCCUAGAUACACUGUGGACGCUGAUUGAGCACGAAAAACGUGAUAGUCUGGCUGUAUGGAAGGUUUUCGCACAAUCGGCCAUCACGUCGCUCAAGGUGCGUACUCGCGAGGUGACUUACACCUGCACAUCAUGCCGGAACUUGGGAGGGCUGUUGAGCCUAGUGACGAGUCCACAAACCCACUGGAUGACUGACAUAACGCUGGACGGAAAGACUCUGGAACCGACAGAUGUUGUCCUUCUAGCAGACUUACAUAACGUGCGCCAGAUCACAGUCAGAAGCUGGACGCCGUGCCUGGUUACCGACCGCAUCCUACGCUCGUGGUCGGAAGCUGCAACCAACAGAGGUGCCUUCUCUAUGCUGGAAUGCCUGACUCUACGCACAUGCCCUCGACGUCAAUGUGAGGAUCUCAGCACGUAUGCCUUGGAUCAUCUGCACAGCUUCCCCAAGCUGGACGAGGUCUGCAUUGAGACUUGCAACAACAAGCUAUCGACCGGAGCAAAGGUUUGGGCCACAUGCAAUGGCUUCGUGCGGGAAAGUGACUUCGUCACGCGCGGAAGCACCAGCCACAUUCCGGUGGUACAUGUUAGAAUUGGGCUGUCAGUCGUAAUACACCGUAACAACCAGUUUAACAAGACGAUUUUGAAAAAGUCAUCGAACGAUCGUCCUCCGACCAAACACAAGAUAAGCUCAACGAAUGACUACGCUCCCGAACGCAAAUCUCGGAAGGUCACAAAGUCAAAGACGUUGGCAGAAACGCUUGCAGGGCUCGAUGCACUUUAAUUGCAGCAGUGACGAUAAAUGAUUAGUGCUGUCCGCGUGGCGUGCUGAGUGAUGGGGCAGCGAGAGAUUUGAUUAGCGUCCAUAAUCUCGACGUGUGCAAGCGGCCGUUCACAUCAUGCAAAGCUCAUGCACCAGGGUAUAGCACGCAUGUUGCAAAUGCACCAGGAGCUCAACCAAAUCCUCCCUUGCAUACCAAUGAUUCACAGCGCCCUUGUUCGGCGGAAACCGCACGGGCGAAUGAGCCGUCACCCCAGAGACUCCACCCGAACCACGGGUCAUACUGGGGUGAUCGAUCUCCAAUGUCCGUAGCGUCCGCGCUAUCUCGCUCUUCACAUGUCGCGAUGCACGGAGCGAACUCCUUCGCCGGUUGCUACAGACCGAGAUCUGACUAGGAUCUGGGCGGCCGCGGGCCCCUUGCCGUACCUGCAGACGCUUGUCCGGCUUCGUUUAGCGAUCGGCCUUCGUGGUAUCAUUGAUGGUUGUGCGGCCUAC